UUUAUUUAGCUUUGUUAGCUGAUCCAGUUAGUGAAUUUUUAUCUCUUUUCAUGCAGUGGUAGCAAUGAUCACACAACCAAGUUCUGGUGCAGAAAUAGGCCCGGCGAUUCAGCUCGUGAUAAGUUCAACGUUGGUCACAGCCAAGGUUACGGUGAGCAAAAUCCCACCCUAGCUGGUUCUAUGCCUGGUAACUUUCCAGGACCUGAGCACCCCACAACUCCUGGGCCAUUUGCUUCUGGGUUGACACGAAACGAGGGAAACAUUCCAGGUGUUGGUGUUGCAAUGCCAUUGAUGGAUACAUCAGUUCAAGGAGAGCAGAAACUGCCUCCGGUAGUUUCAAUGCCUUUAGGUGCUCCUCCGCUCCCCCUUGGUCCACAUCCUUCUCUUCUCGCAGCAAAUCAGCAGCAAGCAUAUCAUCAAAAUGCUCAGCAAAUCCAACAUCACCAGCCACACCCACAGCAAAUGCCCUCUAUGCCUAUGCCACCUCCAAAUUUGCCUCAACUACAGCCUCCAUCCCGUCUACUACUUCCACAUCCUCAUUUACCUCGUCCUCCACCCCAGCUACCCCCUCUUGGUAUGCCUUCAAGCAUCCCGUCAUCAAUGGCAGGAUCAAUGCCCAUGCCUUCAAUGCCAACGUCACUUCCAAUGCCCAUGCCUGGUCAAAUGGUGAUGCCGGGUAUGAAUCCGAUGGUUCCUCAAAUGCAACAGGGGCAUUUUAUGGGUAUAAAUCCGAUGCACUCGCAGUCGGCACCUUCAGUUGGAGGGAUUCCAAAUGGGUUGCAGGGCCCUUCAAAUGCAGGUGGGGCCCAAAUGUAUUCGCCAGCAGGUGCAUUCAACCGGCCACAAGGUGGGCCAGUGCCACCAAUGCCAGGGCUUAAUCCCUACCAGCCUGGGAAUCCUAAUGCAAGUGGCAUGGGGACAAUGCCAUCAAAUUUUGCUAUUCCGUCUGGUAUGCCUCCACCAUUGCCUCCAGGCCCGCCACCUCAUGGCCAAACACCACAGUAGAUAAGAUAAUUCCUGUAGAUUAAGACUUUGUUGCAGCAAGUAGGGCUGUCGGUUAGAAGCAAAAACAUACAUCUCUCUCGUCUCUAUUGCAUGCUGUUUAUCCUUUUGGAUGUAACAUUUUUGUUUAUUGUAGUUUCCCCAUUUAAACUUCCUCCUUUGUUUUGUUUUUGUUCCCUGUUUCAUUCCCUCCCCUCCUUUUUAUAUUUAUCAUAUGUUCCUAUGAAACUGAUUGAAAUGUAAUGAAUGUUUGCAAUUGUUUUUUAUGUGAAAUUUACCAGCAAUUAUAUGUUCA
Messenger RNA from Camellia sinensis, 1297 nucleotides. Lineage: Eukaryota; Viridiplantae; Streptophyta; Magnoliopsida; Ericales; Theaceae. The record is from RefSeq and is a predicted model, not a curated record.